AAGAGGCGAUCUUAACGAGUGUAUAAGGCUUUUCUAAAGAAAUCCGAAAGAUGCGGUGGCGCCUCACUUUCCCGAGCAAUAGGAGCGAUGCUCCCCACCCUGGCUGCUGGCCUGGAAGGGACACUGGCCCGCGGAGAUUGCUUGCUUUCUGCGUGUCCGCACAUCGUGCCAGCAGUUAGGAAGUGGCUGCUUUGUCAGGAAGAGCUGCUACCAAGGAACAAAUGAUCAAACCAUGCCGUUUUUUCUGUUUUCAGAGGUAAAAGAUUUGAGUUUGCCGUCCUCAGCUGGGAACAACUCUGUGUUUUAGCUUCCCUCAAGCAGCUUAGACAGAGGCAGAGCUCUGAUUUUGUGCUUUCAGAAUGUGAUUUUGUGUGGAUGCCCGAUUCAAAUUUCAAAUUCAAAUUUCAAAUUGAACCUGUAUCGGUCUAGAGAAGGGAACUGUUUUAAACUGAGAGAUAGGAGUCUAUGACAUGUUUCUGCUGGACCAGAAGGUUCAUUCAAAUGGUCAUUGAACAAUUCCAACCCCGAAUUAUCAAAGUCUGUUAUCAAAACAGUGGCUAAAUAUAAUCCCAGAUUAGAUGCAUGAGGUGAUUUGAGAACAAGAAGGAAGAAGAGAGGAUUAUUUUUCCAAAAAUGAAAUGUCGAUAUAUAAUAAUUUGCUGCUGUAGCAGCUCGCUAGAAAUAGAACACUGAUUUUUCGAUGUCGUAGUGCCCAAUAUUGUUAUGACUCGGAUAUAUUCUUUUUCUGUUCUCUGUUCAGUAGUCCCCAGCAAAUCUAUUUUCAUUAAAGCAUGGAAUACAGAAAACAAAGGACUUCAGCUAAUGCUUCGGCUUCACCUGAUAUUCUACAGUUUUCCUAGCUUCUCUGGAUCCGGCCAUCCUGUUGCUUCUUCCCACAGGCUGCUCUGUCAUGGCAUUUUCUCCGACUGCUCGGCCCUGAGUGCAAAGAAAUUUCAAGCAUUACUUCUGACUUCUACUUACUACUGAAUGUUCAGUUGGAGAAACUGAAGGCCUUUCACUCACUCAGAAGAAAGAAAUCAAGAAGGAGAACCUGAUCCACGUGCUUCUGAGCUGCUGUGGAUGGCCCUGGCUCUCUUGACCACCCUUCCUGGUAGGAUGUCACUGAGAUCCCUCAAAUGGAGCCUCCUGCUGCUGUCACUCCUGAGCUUCCUCGUGAUGUGGUACCUCAGCCUGCCCCACUACAAUGUGAUAGAACGUGUAAACUGGAUGUACUUCUACGAGUAUGAGCCCAUUUACAGACAAGACUUUCCCUUCACUCUUCAAGAGCAUUCAAACUGCUCUCACCAAAACCCAUUUCUUGUCAUCCUGGUGACCUCACACCCCUCAGAUGUGAAAGCCAGACAGGCCAUUAGAGUUACUUGGGGUGAGAAAAAGUCUUGGUGGGGAUAUGAGGUUCUUACAUUUUUCUUAUUAGGCCAACAGGCUGAAAGGGAAGAUAAAGUGUUAUCAUUGUCCCUAGAGGAUGAACAGCUUCUCUAUGGCGACAUAAUACGACAAGAUUUUUUAGACACAUAUAACAACCUGACCUUGAAAACAAUUAUGGCAUUCAGGUGGGUAACUGAGUUUUGCCCCAAUGCCAAGUACGUCAUGAAGACAGACACUGAUGUUUUUAUCAAUACUGGCAAUUUAGUCAAGUAUCUUUUAAAUGUAAACCAGUCAGAGAAGUUUUUCACAGGUUACCCUCUAAUUGAUAACUACUCCUAUAGAGGAUUUUACCAAAAAGCCCAUAUUUCAUACCAGGAGUAUCCCUUCAAGGUGUUUCCUCCUUACUGCAGUGGGUUGGGGUAUAUAAUGUCCAGAGAUCUGGUGCCAAAAAUCUAUGAAAUGAUGAGCCAUGUAAAACCCAUCAAGUUUGAAGAUGUUUAUGUUGGGAUCUGUUUGAAUUUGCUGAAAGUGGGCAUUCAUAUUCCAGAAGACACCAACCUUUUCUUUUUAUAUCGGAUUCAUUUGGAUGUCUGUCAGCUCAGGCGUGUGAUUGCAGCCCAUGGCUUUUCUUCCAAGGAGAUUAUCACAUUUUGGCAGGUUAUGCUAAGGAACACCACAUGCCAUUAUUAAUUUGGCGUUGCACUAAAAACUUAGAGAAGGACAGGAUACUUUGUGGGAAGUGUCAGUGGGUGCUAAUGGAACACUCGUGAGAAGGGCACUGUGCUGGCUUGCACUGAACUGAAACUCAUGUCAACCUAGAGACUAGAGACUUACAGGCUUACACUUUACUUGUGUUAUAUUUUGACACAAAUCAAAUCAGGCUCUUUAAAGAUGAUACUGAGAGAACUCAAAGUGUUUUGUUAAUAACAGGACCAAACAAUUUGAACAUGUCAUUCUGUAGACUAGAACUUCUUAAAGAGGUAUUAUUGAAGUAUAAGCUCAUUAGUUCAUAACAACAAAGCAGUGUGGAGCUCUAUUUAUUGAAUAGUUUAGUCAAGGGUUUUGUGUAUCUCUUGUGUGGAUUACCAGUUUUUUAAAAUAUAUAGUUCUGUGUAAAAAACUUAAGAGUUAUACCAAACAAGACAUCAUCUGUUUUUGGUCAUUCAGAAGUUACUUUAAGAUGUUGCAGUAUUUCAGAGUUAUUGAUUAUUAUUUAAUAUUGCUUAGAACUUCUUGAGUGUUUAAAUGUUAUUGUUGUUUUAAGACUGUAUAACAGAAUAGCGGAUCACCCUUUACAUUGGAACUCUUUUCCAGUUACUUCACUAAGUUACUGAUAGCUCCAUGAAUGUAAGGCCAUGGGUCAUUAUUGUGUAUCAGUAAUCUCUUUGACUUUGAUAAAUAUUUUACCGUGGUAAUAUAGAGAAGAAUGAAAGGAAGAAAAUCUGAAUGAUUGUUUUUAAAAAUAUAAUCCCCAGUGUUUUUAGAUGUCACUUCAUCAGUCUCACUUUCCACCUGGGUAUUAGGAAUAAUACCGAAUGCCAGGCAGCCUGUUUCCUUUGGGAAAGGACUCUAAAGGAAAAGAAAAGAGAACCUGAUACCCAGAAUACAAAGAAAGGAGUGCCGUGACCCAGCACUUGAAUUGGAAAGAGAUGGCUAAAGAUUUGAGUCAUGUUGAUAAUCUGCUCCGUGUGUUUUCUCAUUAAUGAUCAGUUUGCAAAUAAAGAGGAAAAAAAACCCCAAA
This is a messenger RNA of Miniopterus natalensis, 3127 nucleotides long. NCBI's taxonomy places the organism in Eukaryota, Metazoa, Chordata, Mammalia, Chiroptera, Miniopteridae. The record is from RefSeq and is a predicted model, not a curated record.